AUGAGGGAGUCAACAGCAGGGAGUGCCACAACUGAGGAGGAACCUGAGCAGCAACCACCAGUGUCACCUCCACGAAGGAGACCAACCGAGGUCAUGAUCAGGGAACCUGCUGGCACUCCUCCAGCAAAGAGGCCCUCUGUCCCCUUGGGGAAGGGGAAAAAGAAGGCCACCAAGCCUGUCGAACACUUGGACGACUCUUCAGACGAGAAUGACAUGGACUCCGUGAACGUGUUCGACAUUUACAGCACUCCCGAGACUCCCGCGGCUCCCCCGAGCAAAAAGAAGGCAAGCAAGAGGCACCAUGGGGAAAGCAGCAAAGCGCCUCAGGCUAAGAAGCCUCGCAAUGCAGGCCUCCCAGAGGACGGGUCCUCAGCCAAUGCAACUCCACCCUCUCCUCGCAAUCAUCAGAUUCCCCCUGCUCCAACCAGAUCAACUCCAUCUCCAGCGGCCCCAACCGACCAGACUCAGCAGGCUAGUCUUGCUUCAACUGGGGGCGACAUAACUAGUCGCGCCUUCAAAUCGGUCAAGGACAGGGUCGCAAAAAUUGCAAUGCUGACCCUUACUACUGGCCGUCUCCGCUCGGGUGUUGUUACCGAGCAGGACAAAUCUUUGGAGCAACGGCAUGCUGAUGAACUCAAAGCUGCCGCAGAGAACUAUGCCGAACAGCUUGCAGUGGUGCUUGAGGAAAAGAAUAAAUUGGUUGAGGAGUUGAAGGAGAAGCAAAAGUCUCUGGACAAAACCAUCGAUUAG
This is a messenger RNA of Humulus lupulus (European hop), 750 nucleotides long. RefSeq lists its product as uncharacterized. The transcript has 3 exons. Lineage: Eukaryota; Viridiplantae; Streptophyta; Magnoliopsida; Rosales; Cannabaceae. The record is from RefSeq and is a predicted model, not a curated record. The coding region runs from base 1 to 750 and encodes 249 amino acids.